Frieseomelitta varia is the source of this 1640-nucleotide messenger RNA. RefSeq names its product N6-adenosine-methyltransferase non-catalytic subunit (gene Mettl14). The record is from RefSeq and is a predicted model, not a curated record. Gene Ontology annotation, molecular function: mRNA binding. NCBI's taxonomy places the organism in Eukaryota, Metazoa, Arthropoda, Insecta, Hymenoptera, Apidae. Bases 258 to 1430 code for a protein of 390 amino acids. Gene Ontology annotation, cellular component: nucleus; RNA N6-methyladenosine methyltransferase complex. The transcript has 5 exons.
AUGGCGGACGUGUGUAUUUUGUUUUCAGACCAUUUGCAAUAUUUUGUCACGCGAUCGUGUGUCACGGUAUCGUCAAACAUUCGCGAAUUUCCUUUUAAAUUCGUUGAAUUUUGAAACAAACACGGAGAUAACGGAAAUCUCUCGAUUAUUCUGAACGGUUGUUCGUCAGACCGGGAGGAUGAACGGAAUGGUAAAAACUGCAAACAUACGAUAGAUUUUCGUUGUUUCGUGGAUAGUUUCGAAGGAUUUAGUGAAAGAUGCUUCAAACGUUGCGCGAACGUUCGCAGAAACGCAAGAAGCUGCUUGCUCAAACGUUGGGCGUCUCGAGCGUAGACGAGUUGCGGCAGAUUCUUGGAACGGACGUCGACGACACGCAGAAGAAAAAGUUGAAGUCCGUGACGGAGAAGUCGGAGAACGGUGUGAAAGAUUCAAAGGGCGAAACAGCGCCGACCGACGAGAUCGUUUACAAGGAUUCGUCCACAUUUUUAAAGGGCACUCAGUCGUCGAAUCCGCACAAUGACUACUGUCAACAUUUCAUCGACACGGGCCAACGGCCCCAAAACUUCAUUCGAGACGUGGGUUUGGCCGACAGAUUCGAAGAAUAUCCGAAACUGCGUGAGCUGAUCAAGCUGAAGGAUGACUUGAUCGCCGAAACCGCGACACCGCCCAUGUACCUAAAAACAGAUUUGCUCACGUACAAUUUGAAGGAACUCAACUGCAAAUUUGACGUGAUUUUGAUUGAGCCUCCUCUAGAGGAGUAUCAACGAACCUGCGGUGCCACGAACGUGCAACUUUGGAACUGGGACCAGAUAAUGGAAUUGGACAUCGGCGAAGUGGCGGCCAAUCGAAGCUUCGUGUUUCUCUGGUGUGGUAGCAGCGAUGGGCUCGACAUGGGACGUUUUUGCCUUCGGAAAUGGGGCUUCAGACGAUGCGAGGAUAUAUGCUGGAUUCGCACCAAUAUCAAUAAUCCGGGGCACAGUAAAAACCUGGAUAGCAAGGCGGUUCUUCAGAGGACUAAAGAGCAUUGUCUGAUGGGUAUCAAGGGCACUGUCAGGCGAUCCACGGAUGGAGAUUUCAUUCACGCGAACGUCGACAUCGACCUGAUUAUUUCGGAGGAACCGGAAUAUGGUUCUAUAGAGAAGCCAGUCGAGAUUUUUCAUAUAAUCGAACAUUUUUGUCUUGGCAGACGACGAUUGCAUUUGUUCGGUCGAGAUAGUACCAUUCGACCAGGAUGGCUCACCGUUGGCCCUGAGCUAACCAACACGAAUUUCAACGCAGAUCUCUACACUAGUUACUUCGCUAACGGUCAAAUCACCACUGGUUGCACUGAACGUAUCGAAGCUCUCAGGCCAAAAUCUCCACCACCAAAGGGGAAAGUCGCUGGUCGUGGUAGAGGCGGUUUCAGUCGAGGACGUGGCAGAGGAAGGUAAAACGGGUCCGGCUCGACGAUCGUUUCAAGCCCUCUCUUCACGUACUGUAACAAUCAAAUACACCACGUGCGUUGGCAGACCAACAGGCAUCUUUCACUAAGAAACUCGGUGUCACAUGAAGAAAACUUGUACCUUUGUAUUGUACGAUAUUUGUUUUUACAUAUUGUGAUAUAAUUUGUUUCGAAUACAUCGCGCUAUUGAAUAUUCCAA